AGCAGCUGGCUGCAGUGGCUCAGACUUGGAGGACGUCAGCCCGAGCAGGACUUCUGUCUACUGUCUUACUGUAAACGCACUUUCUCUGCUGCUUUCUGCUUCAAUAUCUAUACACCCUCGCUGCCCAGCCACUGCUCCAAGCGCAUGCUCAGUCCGACCGACAACUGUCUUUGUGCAAGUACUCGGUGAGAUAUUAAUAGACUUGAAGGAUGACGACAUCAUGGAGCGACAGACUACAGAACUAUGCAGACUUGCCUGCCAACAUGGAUGGACUUGCCAUGAAAAAAUACAGGAGAGAGCCAUAUCAUCGAGUAUUCGUCAACAGAAGCCUGGCCAUGGAGAAGAUCAAGUGUUUUGGCUUCGACAUGGAUUACACUUUGGCAGUGUACAAGUCACCAGAGUACGAGUCCCUGGGCUUUGAACUCACAGUGGAACGGCUUGUGUCCAUCGGUUACCCCCAAGAGCUGCUCAGCUUCGUCUACGACCCGGCGUUUCCCACCAGGGGUCUUGUCUUUGACACCAUAUAUGGAAACCUGUUGAAGGUGGAUGCUUAUGGAAAUAUUCUGGUCUGUGUCCAUGGAUUCCAUUUUGUUCGAGGCCCAGAGAUCCGGGAACGGUACCCAAACAAAUUCAUCCAGAGAGAUGAUACAGAGCGCUUUUAUAUCCUCAACACACUCUUCAACCUGCCAGAAACCUACCUCUUCGCCUGCCUGGUGGAUUUCUUCUCCAACUGUGACAGAUACACAAGCUGUGACACCGGCUUUAAGGACGGGGACCUCUUCAUGUCCUUCAAAAGCAUGUUCCAGGAUGUGCGCGACGCAGUGGACUGGGUCCACUUUAAGGGCACGCUGAAGGAGAAAACAGUGGAGAACUUGGAGAAGUAUGUGGUGAAAGAUGGGAAGCUGCCUCUUCUCCUCAGUCGCAUGAAUGAAGUUGCCAAAGUUUUCCUGGCAACCAACAGCGACUACCAGUACACGGAUAAAAUCAUGACCUACUUGUUCGACUUCCCUCACGGCCCCAAGCCAGGAACCUCCCACCGGCCUUGGAAGUCUUACUUCGAUCUGAUCCUGGUGGACGCCAGGAAGCCUGUGUUCUUUGGGGAGGGCACGGUGCUCAGACAAGUGGACACGACAACAGGACGCCUGAAAAUUGGAACGUACACUGGACCUCUGCAGCAUGGCAUUGUCUACUCUGGAGGUUCCUCCGACAUCGUGUGCGACUUGCUGGGGGCCAAAGGGAAAGACAUUGUCUACAUCGGGGACCACAUCUUCGGCGACAUCCUCAAGUCCAAGAAGCGGCAGGGCUGGCGGACCUUCCUGGUGAUCCCUGAGCUGGCGCAGGAGCUGCACGUGUGGACCGAUAAGAGCUCUCUGUUCGAGGAACUCCAGGGCCUGGACAUCUUCCUGGCCGAACAGUACAAACAUCUGGACAGCAGCAGCAACGAAAGACCCGACAUCAGCACAAUCCAGAAAAGAGUCAAGAAAGUGACUCACGACAUGGACAUGUGCUACGGCAUGAUGGGAAGUCUGUUCCGCAGCGGGUCCAGGCAGACGCUGUUCGCCUCGCAGGUGAUGCGAUACGCCGACCUGUACGCCGCCUCCUUCAUCAACCUGCUCUACUACCCCUUCAGCUACCUCUUCAGAGCGGCGCACGUCCUGAUGCCUCACGAGUCGACGGUGGAGCACGCGCACGUGGACAUCGACCUGGAGUCGCCGCUGGCCACGCGGAACCGCUCCAUCUCCAUCGACUGCAAGGAGGAGGAGUGCAAACGCAACAAGUUGACCCGCUCUGAGAGCGAGGGCAAAGCCCCCAACAUGUUCCCCCAGACUCCACAGGAGAUCACGCACUGCCACGACGAGGACGACGACGAGGAGGAGGAAGAGGAGGAGGAGGAGGAGGAGGAGGAGGAGGAGGAGUAAACCGCACAUUACAAAGGGAGCGAAGCCUGUCUUCACCCCUCACUGUGUUUCCAAGUCAGAGCUGGAUGAUAAUCUCUGUGAGGAAAAGACUCCAGUGUGUGUGUGUUUGACACUGCGAGCACACACACACACACUGGGGAGUAGAGAGGACCAGUGUCAGACUGUGAACGUUGAGAUGCUGUCCAUCGAUUUGACUUCCCUUUCCUUUAAAGUGAUUCGGUCGCUUCAGAUUAUAAUCCACACCAACUAAUUCCUUCCCGUUCGUGAGGCAGCGAGGGAUCAACGUUCACUGUUUGGGUUGAUUUGUGUUUCAAGUUCUUGGGAUUGUGGAUUUUCCGUUGCCAGGCAACAACAAGCAAAGCACUGGGAUGGUCUCAGUCGCCAUGACAACACUGAAGUGGUGCUUCUGUAAAUACUCCGAGGUGAGGUGAGCGCCGGGCAGCGGCCAGUCUCGCCGACUGCUGUAUUUUUGUAGUCAGAUUAUUUUUCCUGCUCUGUGGGCCUCCGGAUGCAAGUCGGACGGGAAAGUCUGCGUGUUGCUGUUCGGCGAAAACGUUCUUUCAAACGGUUCGCACUGGUUCCAGAAACCAAGCCGCAGCUCAAUAUUUCAAAUUACGAUUCUUUCACUCGUGACCCAAACGUUUACCUCUCUUUACAUGUCUUUGAAUGAUUUUCUUAUAGAUUCACUUUACUUUUAUGUUCUCAUCAUUUCGAAUCUCUCUUUUUUACAAUGAAUAUUACUUUUUUUUUAAGUUAUGCUUUCACUUUGUUCGACGAAUGAGUGACUAUUCAUGUUAAGCAGAAGGGAUUGUUUCACUAAGUGAGUCAAAAUGAUGAGAGACAAAACACAGGUCGAGUGAAAAGGUCGAUGAGUCAUAUCAAAGACUCGAGACUGUUGAUGUGAAAGACUCGUUCUUCACACCAGGGUGAGAACCUUUCCUGUAAUUUAAAAAGGUCAGUUUCAGCUGAAAUAUAUAUAUAUAUAUAUAUAUAUAUAAUAUAUAUAGGUCAGUUGAACUUCACAGUCUAAACAUGUAUGUGAAGUUGUUGAAUGUGCAGCAUGUUUCAGCUCCAGACUCUCUCUCACACACAGUCGUAUCAUUCAUGGACAUGUUUAAUGUCGAGGUUGCUUUUUGUGACGUUGAUGCUCAACAUUUUAGAUGAGGUCAUUAAUACUGUGCAAUUAUCAAGUUCGAUUAAAACUAACAACGAACAAACAGAGCAGGAGACGGACAACUGUACGGCGUGUGUACAGAUGCUGAGUCGGCACUUUCCUCGAGCGUCUCCCUCGGCGACCAGGUGAUGAAGAAGACACGUGUG
Molecule: messenger RNA, 3239 nt
Organism: Synchiropus splendidus (mandarinfish)
Lineage: Eukaryota; Metazoa; Chordata; Actinopteri; Syngnathiformes; Callionymidae
Product: cytosolic purine 5'-nucleotidase-like
Exons: 18
Coding region: 210-1919 (569 amino acids)
Molecular function (GO): 5'-nucleotidase activity
Source: RefSeq, a predicted model, not a curated record